UGGUCACUAAAGCUGUCUGUUUUGACUUGGUGAUCUGCGCAGGCGCAGAAACGCAGCGGGCCUGGGCAGUGUUGACGACGCGGAGCUACCCGAUCCGUCCGAAAUGGCAGAAGUGGAGGAGACACUGAAGCGACUUCAGAGCCAGAAGGGAGUGCAGGGAAUCAUCGUGGUGAACACAGAAGGCAUUCCUAUCAAGAGCACCAUGGACAACCCCACCACCACCCAGUACGCCAGCCUCAUGCACAACUUCAUCCUGAAGGCCCGGAGCACCGUGCGUGAAAUUGACCCCCAGAAUGACCUCACUUUCCUUCGAAUUCGCUCUAAGAAAAAUGAAAUUAUGGUUGCGCCAGAUAAAGACUACUUCCUGAUUGUGAUCCAGAAUCCAACUGAAUAAGCCACUCUCUUGGCUCCAUGCAUCAUUCCUUAAUUUAAUGCCCCCCAAGAAUAAUAGUGUUAAUCAUGUCAACCAACUGGCAGGUGGAAAUCACCUUAGAGCCCAUGCAGACCAAUCCAGUGACCAGUGUGGGCUGCAGCUCCACCCGCCCACCAAAGGCAUCCCUCUGCUGGCCAGUUCCCCUGAGUUCCCAGGAGGCCUCUCUCCUCAAGUCCAGGUUUCGGAACAAGAGCUUGUGAGAGACCCACACCCUGCUUCCUCCUGACGUUCAGUUCCUUUGUUGCCCUUGGAAAAGGCUGCUUUUCUUUAACUAAAAAUAACUGAAACUUGCCCUGUUGUGUGUCUUUAAACACUAGGUUGAAAGGCCGCCCUCUUCCUGUGUCAUCACGUGGCCUGAAGGCUGAGCCCUGGGGCCAGCUCCAGCCCUCCCAGCAGAUGGUGUUCGUAGCGUGAGAGGCCUGCUACUUACUGCACCUGUGGCCAUGCUUGCUGGGCUGCACCUGGUUUAUGAUCCGUGCCCUGGUGUCUGGGUCUCUUGUCCCGAGCCGUCCCUUGUAUCAUUUAUCACUCCCACCAAUGUUUUGGGGGUUGGUUUGUUUAAUCCUUACCCAAGGGCAUGCUGAGAGAAAGAGAAAUAAAUGUCAUGUGAGAGAAGCA
Myotis davidii is the source of this 1051-nucleotide messenger RNA. It is a transcript of the gene DYNLRB1, whose product is annotated as dynein, light chain, roadblock-type 1. Gene Ontology annotation, cellular component: cytoplasmic dynein complex; centrosome; cytoplasm. Gene Ontology annotation, molecular function: dynein intermediate chain binding. The transcript is spliced from 4 exons. Bases 104 to 394 code for a protein of 96 amino acids. The record is from RefSeq and is a predicted model, not a curated record. Lineage: Eukaryota; Metazoa; Chordata; Mammalia; Chiroptera; Vespertilionidae. Gene Ontology annotation, biological process: microtubule-based movement.